AUGGCGUCGGCGUCGAGCAGGGUGGACGCCUUUGCGCUCAUCGCGCCCGUCUUCAUCCCCGCGACACUCGGCGGUGCCGGAUACGCAGCAUGGAAGCUCGACUGGAAGGUCAUGAUCAAGUCCUUCCUCACCGGACCAGGACGCACCUCGCGCAUCAUGCUGCUCCUGUUCAUGUUCUUCAAUUGGAAGAACCUGCCCUUUGCGUGGACGUAUCGAGUCUUCUACUCAAUUAUCCACCACCACAUCGUGCGCAAGUCGCCGCAGCUCGGGCCCCGGGCCCUCUUCAAGCCCAUGAUCUCCAAGACGUGGGCUCCCGUCCUCGAGAUCGACUACAACCUCCACAAGUCCAACUCGACCUUCUUCAGCGACCUGGACGUCUCCCGAACCCACCUCGUCUCCUACCUCCUCCGCCCGACCAUGCGCGCCCUCACCCACAACACCAAGAGCAAGCUGGUCCUCGACCCGGCCUCGGGCGCCCCCAUGAAGGGCCCCCUGGGCAUCCUCCUCGGCGCCGUCACCUGCAGCUUCAAGAAGGAGGUCGCCCCGUACAAGACGUACGAGCUCUGGAGCCGCAUCCUCUGCUGGGACCGCAAGUGGCUCUUCGUCAUCACCCACUUCGUCCCCAAGGGCACCGCCAAACCCACCGAGUGGCUCGACCCCAAGUACGGCAAGGUGCAGACCCGGUCCGCCCAGGACGCCGCGGGCGGCUGGGAGCGCAAGAUCAUCGCCACCGCCAUCAGCAAGUACGUCUUCAAGGUCGGCCGCCUCACCGUGCACCCCGCCCUCAUCCUGGAGCAUUCAAACAUGCUUCCGGAACGCCCGGGAGGCUGGCAGGGCGGAGAGAAUGGCCUCGGGGACGAGUCUGUCGACGUCAGCGAUAUUGACCUGAGGUUCGAGGGUGAGUGGGACUGGCGUCGCACUGAGGCUCAUCGCCGCCAGGGCAUGGACCUGGCUGCCCACUUCAAUGCGCUGGAAGGAGGACAUGAUCUGUUCGAUGGCGGCAACACUGGUGCGCUGUGCCGUGCCUGGCCUGGCUAA
Messenger RNA from Clonostachys rhizophaga, 1038 nucleotides. Lineage: Eukaryota; Fungi; Ascomycota; Sordariomycetes; Hypocreales; Bionectriaceae. The record is from the annotation of a GenBank genome assembly.